This is a messenger RNA of Drosophila eugracilis, 2747 nucleotides long. RefSeq names its product sodium-coupled monocarboxylate transporter 1. Lineage: Eukaryota; Metazoa; Arthropoda; Insecta; Diptera; Drosophilidae. Bases 418 to 2487 code for a protein of 689 amino acids. Gene Ontology annotation, molecular function: symporter activity. Gene Ontology annotation, cellular component: membrane. Gene Ontology annotation, biological process: sodium ion transport; transmembrane transport. The transcript is spliced from 7 exons. The record is from RefSeq and is a predicted model, not a curated record.
GUUCGAACAGCGCUAUCGAGCAGGAAGACCAACAAUAUAAAUAGUGCUCAAAGUGAAGGAAAAUUCUCAAAGGACACGGCCUGAAAGGAUCCCCUCAAGGAUUAUAACUAAACUUAAAUACAUUUGUUUUGUGAAUAAACUUAAAACACGUUAAUGAAAUACAGAAACAAUCGUGGCACAAUAUUGCAAAUACAAUUCAGAACAUUUCUAAGAUACGGGUUUCCAUGUUUAAUUCCAUUUGAAAGCUAAACAAAAACGACAACCGAAGGAUUUUGAAAUUUACGAAUUGGAAAAUAACUAACCAAGUUUGCACACACAUCGCCGGGUGGAAAGUCGUCUGGAGAAAGUCAUCUCCCGGAAAACUUAUUGCAAUCUCGCCCCGAAUCCUUAUUUUUAGAGCGCAGCUCAGGAGCCAGGAUGUUCGCCACCCAGGAUACCAUUUUGAAGUUGCUGACUCUGUGCGCCCUGGCACAUUCUAUAACCGCCUUGGCCCUGCAGGAAAAGUCUCCAGCUCCAGGAUCUGCCCCGUUGGAUCCCAGUCAGAAGUAUUUGAUUGUGCGAGGAGAAUCCCCGAGCUCAUCCCAGGAGCAUGUGGAGUUCGAUAAUGCCGCCACCCUGCUCCUGAGAUCCUUUAGGAACGAACAGAUCCCUGCUUCGAAAGAUCUGGAGGAAUGCAGUGCUCCUAGUCACAAGGCCACCUUCUCAGGAUACGAUUAUGUGAUCCUGCUGGGCAUGCUGGUGAUCUCGCUGGGAAUCGGUAUUUUCUAUGGCUUUUUCCAGAAGGGCGGCAGCUCCUCCAACGAGUUCCUGCUGGGCUCCGAGAUGAGCAUUUUCCCAGUUACCCUCAGUCUUACCACAAGUUUUAUAACGGCUAUCGAGUUGCUCGGUAAUCCAUCCGAGAUGUACUUCCAAGGAACCCAGUUUGUGCUCAUCGUUAUCCCUAUGGUGUUAGUUAUCCCUGUGGCCGUCAAGAUCUUCUACCCCAUUUACUUCAAAAUGGAACUAACCAGCUGCUAUGAAUAUCUGGGCAUAAGAUUUGGCAAGGAAAUCAGGAUUCUGGGUGCAGUGCUGUACGUUAUUCAGAUGUGCUUCUAUACGGCUGUUGCCGUUUUAGCUCCGGCAAUUGCUCUUUCCAAAGCCACGGGCUUGGACACCAAAAUAGCCGUGAUCCUGAUCUAUGUGGUGUGCGUGUUUUACUCCUCUCAGGGUGGUAUGAAGGCUGUGGUCAUAGCGGAUUCAUUCCAGGCUGCUGUCCUGGCUGUAUCCUUGGUGCUGAUCGUGGGUCUUGGAAGCUUUUACAGUGGAACUCCCAUCCAGGUCUUUCAGACUGCUGCCGAACACAACCGCUUGGAGUUCUUUAACAUGGAUCCCAAUCCCACUACCCGUCACACCGUCUGGUCUGUGGUCAUUGGUGGCUUCUUCUACUGGACCUCGCUGUUUUGCACCAACCAGGCUUCCGUUCAGAAGUGCAUGUCCUUGAAGUCCUUAAGGCUGGCCAAAAUUGCUCUCGGAUUUGCUAUCAUUGGUCUUAUAGCUGUGUUCCUGCUGAACUUCUAUACCGGCCUAAUGGUCUUCACCCACUAUGCGGAUUGUGAUCCUUUGACGGCGGGUCGUAUUUCGGCUACGGAUCAGUUGUUGCCUUACUAUGUGAUCAAUACCUAUGAGCACAUCUACUCCGUGGCAGGAAUCUUUGUGGCUGGUAUCUUUGCAGCCAGUUUGGGAACUGUAGCUUCUGCCCUGAAUUCCUUAUCCGCUGUUACCUGCGAGGAUCUUCUGGUCAAUGGCAUGAACAUCAAAAUCUCCCCUGAAAAGGGAGCCACCUAUGCCAAGUGGAUGUCCUUGGGCUUUGGCAUUGCCUCCUUUGGCUUGGUUUUCAUUGUGGAGCACCUCGGAGGAGUCCUGCAGGCCACCUUGACCCUUAAUGGUCUUAUUGGUGGUGUAACCUUGGGUCUCUUUGUCCUGGGAAUCGCCUGCAAGCAGGCCAAUACUAAGGGAGCCUUCUAUGGAGGUUUAUUAUCUCUGGCCCUGGUUAUAUUUGUGGGUGUGGUGGCUCAGAUUGCGAGUGUAGAGCAACCUGCGUUGCCCACAUCCAUUGACAAGUGCGAUUGCCGAGUAAACCUGACGAACGUCAUUGGAGAUCUGCUGACAGAGCCUGUGGAAGUCAUUCAGGAGGGAGGAUUUACGUCGUGGCCCAUUUUCCGGCUGAGCUACAUGUGGUACAGCAUGAUCGGAUGCCUGCUCACGGUUUUCCUGGGCUGGCUAAUUUCCCUGGUAAUUGACUUUGUCCAGCGACGCAAUGUGCUGAAGAUCACCAGCAAGGGCAUCGACAAUCCCGCCGUUUCUGAGGAGAUCUUCAAGAGCGACUCCCAAGUGCAGUACACCACGACGAGCACUGUAACCACCACCACAGCGGUUACUCCCGAUCCCCUUGAGUCUACAAGUGACGAGGGACAUGUUAACCAUGCGAUUCGCAUCGACGACGAAUAGAACUCGAAUCCAAAGCCGAAGUCGGCUGGGGAUCGUCAGUCCCCACCGGUUUAUUCCUUGUGUAACCUGUAACCUCCAUGUACAAAGACCAGUCGCAAUCUGUUAACUGUCCUAGUUUAGUCGAAAGAGUGAUUUCUAGUUCUUAAGUCCAAGCCGAGGUUGUUGGCUCAGUAUUCUGUAUACACACACUUACUAAUGUUACUACGAAUGAAUUUAUCUUUAGUUUGUUUUUAAGGCAUCCAAUAAAAUCUAUAUACCUA